Plasmodium vivax (malaria parasite P. vivax) is the source of this 2130-nucleotide messenger RNA. RefSeq lists its product as hypothetical. The coding region runs from base 1 to 2130 and encodes 709 amino acids. Lineage: Eukaryota; Apicomplexa; Aconoidasida; Haemosporida; Plasmodiidae. Gene Ontology annotation, biological process: uroporphyrinogen III biosynthetic process. The record is from RefSeq and is a predicted model, not a curated record. The transcript has 2 exons. Gene Ontology annotation, molecular function: uroporphyrinogen-III synthase activity.
AUGACGCAAAUUGGGAGCCCCCAGAAAGACCCCCACCUCAACACAGUGAUUAGACCCCCCUUGAAAAUUGCGCAGGGGGGGAAAGACAAAAGGGGGGGGGUGCCAUUCUUGGUAAGCAGCAAAAAUGGGGAUAUUCAAAAAAACAGUGAAGAUGGGAAAAAAAAAACGGGCCAUUUGGAACAAUGCCAAGAACAAGAGGUAAUCCAAGAACAAGAGGUAUUUCAAGAACGAGUGGGGGUACCCCCCCGGGAUGAGCGCGAAAAGUACAACGAAUUCUUCGAGGCCAAAAUGUACCUGCCUCCACUCCGCGCCAGCAAAAGAGAACUAAAUUUCUUUUUCAAAAUUUUGUCCAACGCAAUGGAAAAAAAUAACAAAAGCAACAUCUACAUAAGUCUGAUGGACAUCCUGUGCAAAAACUUCCCGUCGUACAUCGGGCUAUUUGCACACUUGUGGUUUCAGUGCAAAGUGCUACUGGCGGAGAAAUUAAUUUUAAUUGAAUUUUUCAGGCAGCUAAAAAUAAAUUCAGAAAUAAUUAACCAUUUUUUUAAUUACGGCUAUGACUCCUUCGAAACGAUAUUGUCAAUCACGCCACAGGACUUGGCAAACGUUCAGGAGUUUAACAAAGUCACCUGGCUUCCGGGACAUACGUUUCGCUUAAAAAUGAUUUUCUCUCAAAUUGAGAAAUAUUUUAAUUUGUUCAUUCAACAGAACGAUGAUUAUGUGCAGAAAAUUAAAAAGUUUAUUUUAAGCAAAAGGAGAAGAACGGAACUGACUCUGCAGUUGUCCCUGGAGCGGCAACAGAACGACCGCGGCCAGUGCCCCAUGUACGGCCCGCACGUGGGGAACAAUACCAACCUGCCGCUCCCCCCCGAAGGGACCCAAGAUGUCAACAUAAUUACCUACCAACAAUAUGUCAGUGACUCCCCGGGAAAACCCCUUUGCCUGAACAAAUUCGAAAAUUAUGAACAGGUCAGAAAAAAAAACUCCCCCUUUUCUCUUAAUUUAAAAUGUGUGCAAGGAGUAGGCAGAAAUAAAACAGGGGAGCCUCCCCGGGGGGUUAAAUCAAAAGUGUCCAUUCUGAUUACCUCUCCGGAGGGCGCCAAGAUUUACAGAUUUGUCGCCAUCCUGCUCAUCUACAAUUUGGUAAAAAGGGAAGCGGAAGGAGAAUCCUCCUUGGAGGGCAUCCACCACGUGGAUCACGACGCAAUAAAGGAAGUCCUGAACUUCCCCAUCGUGUCCAUCGGCAAAUCCUGCAACGCUGUGCUCAACAAUGAUGGCACGAGAAGGGACCUCUCCGAAAUGUUCCAGAGUGUAGUGAAAGAAUUCCCCAAGUGCAAAAUAAAUCAGCAGGAGUUUCACCAACUUAACAAAAGUGUUAAAAAUUUGAACAUCGUCUUCACCCCCAGCAAGGCCAAUUCGGUAACCCUGCACAGGGAAUUAACUGCCCAUUUGGCGAAGCACAAAGGGGAGGGGCCCCUCAACGCGGAGAACAUCAUAUGGGUUGCCUCAUCCAUUAGCGAGUCCAAUUUUGACCACAAAAAAAGUGAGUUCACCCCGUUGGGCAAGAAACGCGAAGAGGAAAAGAACCGCUUAACCAUCACACGAAUCAACUGCUACGACACGAAAAAAGUUACAUACAAUAAAAACCAAAUUGAGAUUCGCAGAAACUCCAUUAUAUGCCUCAUGAGCAACAGCACAGUGGCUUCCUUUUUCCAAAAUUUUGGAAACGAUUUCGCCGCCACCCUCUGCAUGGGAAGAAAUUCAUCCAUGCUCGCAAAAAAACUAAAUUUCAAACAGGUCCUUUAUCCGGAAGACUCAAAAAUGGAGUCCUUUCUGAUCAUGUUAAUAAAGUUGCACAACGAAUUAGGGGAAAGAUUCGGCACCCAGCACGAUGUUGUGCUGACGCGAGAGAGAGGCAAAAAUGGCCAAUUGGGGAGAGCCCUCACUGAGCAGCGCAUUCCCUACCGAGUUGUGCCAUGCAUAAGGACACACUACCACGGCCAGGGGAUUCGCUCGCUUUACUCCAUCCUCUCAUCGCAGGUGUACGGGAAAAAAAAAAGGGGGGGCGUUAAUAAUUCACCACGCCACCCCUCUUUACAAAAUAUUGCGCGCACAAAUAGGCACACAUAG